AGUUCUAAAGAGAUCAAAAAUGACCAACAUCUCUAGCCUUAAGGUCUCCAACCUGUCGACCAUGGUGCAGAACAUGUCCAUGUCUGUACGGAAGGGAGGUUUUGUGGAUGGAUAUGAUGAUAUAGCUCUGACUGAACCUUGCGACGAGGUUAAUGAACCAAACUGCAGGGUCCAGGACGAAGGUUGUCCUCACGAACAAUUUACACUCAACAAUUUAUUGACUGCUAUGAAAGUGAAUCCGGCUGAGGAAGGUUUGCCCCCCAACCCUGAUAGCGGAUGUGUAUCUGAAUGUGAAGAUGUAAGGGGGAAAUGGACAAACCAGAUCGAAUUCUUUCUUUCCUGUAUGGGAUAUGCUGUUGGGAUAGGAAACGUAUGGAGGUUCCCCUACAAGUGCUACAAGAACGGUGGUGGAGUGUUCUUGAUCCCCUACGUAAUCAUGUUGUUCCUAGCUGCACUACCUCUCUUCUACCUGGAGCUAGUCUUGGGACAAUUCGGUCAACUUGGACCUAACCAGAUUUUUGGUAAAAUAGCUCCAGUGUUCCGAGGUCUAGGAUACGGUAUGUUGAUGAUCACCAUCUACGUCUCUAUCUACUACAACAUUAUCAUUGCCUGGUGCAUCUACUACACAUUUGCAGGCUUCACUUCCAAGUUAGAAUGGGAAGGUUGUGAUAACUGGUUCAAUACUCCAGACUGUUUUACUCCAGAGUUUGAUCUCAGUUGUGACGGAAUCUUUGAAGGAAUAGGUGGGACCUGGUGGAAUAAUACUUGUAUCCCUGUAUCCCAAUAUUGUGAGAUACAUUUCUCUGACGGAUACAAUCAUACACACUGCUUUAAGGAAUCAUCGAAUUCGUUGAUUAGUUUAGCAGGAUUAAAGAGUAGAAAAUCACCUGCCGAAGAAUAUUUCAGGCGGAGUAUGCUAUUAAUGGAAACAGAUUCAAGUCUGGAUAAUAUGGGAGAUAUGAACUGGAAAUUAGCAGGUUGUCUUCUUCUGAGCUGGUUGAUAUGCUUUGCCUGCCUUAUCAAGGGAGUUAAAUCUGCAGGGAAGGUAGUCUGGUUCACGGCGCUGUUCCCGUAUGUAGUCCUGAUUAUUCUCCUGGUACGAGGUGUAACCCUACCUGGAGCAGCGGACGGGAUAUAUUUCUACAUAACACCGGAUUGGUCCAAGCUUAAAAACGUCAAUGUUUGGUGUGAUGCAGCAACUCAAAUAUUCUACUCAAUGGGUCCAGCCUUUGGUGGCCUCAUCACUCUCUCAUCGUAUAAUCCUAGGAACGCUAAUUGUCAGAGAGAUGCAAUAAUUGUUGCAUUUGCCAACUCUUUCACUUCCGUCUUCGCUGGGUUUGUCAUCUUCUCCAUCCUAGGAUUUAUGGCUAAAGAACUAGGAGUAGAUGUAUCUGAAGUGGUUGAGGGAGGAACUGCUCUGGCAUUUAUUGCAUAUCCUACAGCUGUCACUAAGUUGCCAGUCAGUCCGCUCUGGUCUUUCUUGUUCUUCAUGAUGCUUCUUACCCUUGGAUUGGACAGUCAGUUUACGAUGGUUGAAUCCCUGAUUACUGCUGUGUAUGAUGAGAUUCCUGCGCUAAGAAAUUAUAAAUGGCGGGUGGUUGGUGGAGUGAGUUUAGUCGGAUUCCUUCUUGGAUUACCAAUAUGCUUACAGGGUGGAUUUUAUCUGUUCGUUUUAAUGGAUGAUUACAGUGGGAGCUGGUCCCUAAUUUUUCUAGCAAUAUUAGAGGUUGUUCUUAUAGCCUGGGUGUAUGGAACCAAACCCUUCUUUGAAGAUAUUAAAUCUAUGGGUCUCUACACAAACAGAUGGAUAGAAUUGUACUGGGGUGUCUGCUGGAAGUACACUGCUCCUCUUCUUCUAAUCUUUAUUCUCAUCUUUAUGUUGGCAGGAUAUACUCCAGCAAGUGAAGGUGAAUAUGUAUUUCCCGUGUGGGCUAAUGUACUGGGUUGGUGUAUAUCUCUCUCCUCGAUCCUUGUAGUCAUACCGUUCGGGCUCAUCGAGGUCUAUAAGGUUAGAGAGAAUAAACAGCCCUGGAAAUCCUUGUUUGAUUGUGAUUUUAUCUGGAGAACCCAGGCCAGGUUAUAAAAUUCUUAUUUUAUCUGGAGAACCCAGGCCAGGUUAUACAAUUCUUAUUUUAUCUGGAGAACCUAGGCCAGGUUAUACAAUUCUUAUUUUAUCUGGAGAACCCAGGCCAGGUUAUACAAUUCUUAUUUUAUCUGGAGAACCUAGGCCAGGUUAUACAAUUCUUAUUUUAACCUAGGCCAGGUUAUACAAUUCUUAUUUGAUCUGGAGAACCUAGGCCAGGUUAUACCAUUCUUAUUUUAACCUAGGCCAGGUUAUACAAUUC
This is a messenger RNA of Eurytemora carolleeae, 2345 nucleotides long. RefSeq names its product sodium-dependent dopamine transporter. Gene Ontology annotation, cellular component: membrane. The record is from RefSeq and is a predicted model, not a curated record. Gene Ontology annotation, biological process: sodium ion transmembrane transport. The transcript is spliced from 23 exons. Lineage: Eukaryota; Metazoa; Arthropoda; Copepoda; Calanoida; Temoridae. The coding region runs from base 20 to 2083 and encodes 687 amino acids.